Molecule: messenger RNA, 2249 nt
Organism: Bursaphelenchus okinawaensis
Lineage: Eukaryota; Metazoa; Nematoda; Chromadorea; Rhabditida; Aphelenchoididae
Source: the annotation of a GenBank genome assembly
AUGAAAGAAGGUGACAACGUGCCCAGGACAGAAGAAAACAGCAUCAAAAGAGUGUACAAGAACAUCCAGAGCUUGGUUCCAAUCGACGACUUUUACAGGUAAGACACUUAUAUAAAAAGACCUUGUUUUAGGUGACUCUGACCUAAAUUAUACAUAAAUUUGAUGAUUUUUUAGAAUUAAAAUAACAUUUAAAGACUUUAAAACCUAAGUAAAGCCGUAAUAUAGAUAAAAACGAGUUGAUUUUACUAAAAGCAAGUUAAUAGUACGACAAAAUACGAAAAAGAAACAAAAUUACGAAAUAAAACAGAAUGCCAAGAAAUUGCAAACUUUCAUUAGCAACUCAAAUUUUUCGUGGUGGGACUUAACUCAUAACUGAUGUUAGAUUAUGAGUAAAUUAGUAAAAACAGGUAAUGAAAAAGGUGUUAAAAUUAUCUCAAGUUUAUUUUUAGACCAGUAAUUUUAUUAUAAUCAACUUUUUUCAUUAAAAACUUAAAAUAAGGCCCACGUGUGAUUACAUCUACUGUGACAUUAAAAAUGUUAAAAAAUGUAUUUAAAGAGAAUAAAAGAGUAAAGUAAAAUACGUCUUUUUCCUCUCCCUCAUUUUAGAAGCACAGCAAAACACUACGGUGGAGCAUUUGACGACAAACGUCUGUUCGGCGGCCAAGCCGUAGCCCAAAUGUAUUUGGCAGCCAGGAAAUUAAAGCCCAAUUUCACCGUAAGCCGAAUAGAUGUAAAAUUCCUUCGACCAGGCUCAACAGUAGACCCUAUUGAUUAUCGACCGGUCGAUUUUGCCGACGAUACAGCUCAUUUAACCUUGGUGGCAAAGCAAAACGGAAAAGUUCUUAAUAAAAGCCAUGUUAGGGUAAGAUGAAAAGUGCUGUAACUUUGUGAAUCUUGAUUAUUAUACUGUAUAAUUUGGGUUGGUUAUAAGAAACGUAAUGAGGUUUAUGAUAGUAUAUUAAAAACUUCAAAAUUUUUGUUCAAAAUUUCAACAAUUCAUCAGAAAGUGAAAUUUUGGUGCUGCUCAGAAAAAUGGCAAUAACUUUCUUUCGAAAAUAGCAGUGUCAUCAAAAUUUUUAAAAAUAGUCAAAAAUAGAUCAUUUUUGACAUAACCAAUUUUUUCUUUGUCAUAAAAUUGUAAAACUUUUAAAAUUUGCCAAAAACUUUAAAAUUAUUUCAAACUUGACAAAAAGGCCAGACCGGGCUCAGGAAAAUCGCAAUAACUUUCUUUCCAGCUUUUUUGGUAUUGUGAUAAAAUUUGGGAAAAUUGUAGGCAAGACCUCAUGGCAUCUAGAUUUACUGUCAUUUUGUCAAGAAUAUUUUUUUAAUUUUUAAAAAUUGAUUAAAUUUCAAAAAAAAAUUUUCGAAUUUUUCAAAAUUGCAUUUUCUAGAUAAAAACCGUUUUAAAAACCUUAAUGAAUAACCACACUUACUAUAACAAAACCCAACAACACCGUAUUUUAGCUAAUAAACAAAGCCUAUGCAGCAUUCGACCUAGUCCAGCCAACAAAACCCAUCGAUACCUCUACCCUCCCCAACCCACUUUCCUGCCCCAUAGGUCCGCCUAUGGUAGCCCCACUCUACAUUGAUCGAUGGCUAGACAAACAUGGUUACCAAGCCGUAUACGGUAACAAUUCCGAGCAUCGUACCUCGCUUUUUGAAAUUCGACCGAUCCAGCUAUACGACUUUCGACCUGUCGAUAAACGACAAAAACCCACAUUACUGUGGAUUCGUUUGUCUGAUAUGGUUCGAGAUGAAGCCAUUGUGGAGCCGAUUUUUGCUCCCUUGAUCUUUUCCGACUUUUUGGUGGCUUUACCGGUCGAUGUGAUCUUUGACCUGAAGCCAGAGGGUAAGGCUCCAAAUCUGGCUUCAAUGGAUCAUAAAAUCACGUUUCAUAAAUAUGAAGACCUUGAUGUAAGUUAAAAUGGCAUUUUUAUAUGGUUUUGAAAAAAAUGUUACCUAAAAUAUUACAAAAUGUCAUUUCCAACCAUUUUUCUUACCUAAAACCCACAAAAUGAGAAAUAGUAGCUUACCACAAACUCACAAAAGCAAAAAUACAUCAUUUUAAACAAAGUUCCUUCCAUUUUCAGCCACGGGACUUCUUCUUUGUGAUGCAACAGAUGGAGAUCGCAGCUGACCGUAACCUCAUUGUACAUAGUCGGAUUCACACCAGAGAUGGCAUACCAGUUAUCAGCAUCCUCCAACAGUCCGUUUACCAGAAUAUCUUGCCAUUGUUACCUAAAUUAUAA